Talaromyces proteolyticus is the source of this 1563-nucleotide messenger RNA. RefSeq names its product concanavalin A-like lectin/glucanase domain-containing protein. The coding region runs from base 190 to 1563 and encodes 457 amino acids. Gene Ontology annotation, molecular function: glycosyltransferase activity; chitin binding; hydrolase activity, hydrolyzing O-glycosyl compounds. NCBI's taxonomy places the organism in Eukaryota, Fungi, Ascomycota, Eurotiomycetes, Eurotiales, Trichocomaceae. The record is from RefSeq and is a predicted model, not a curated record. Gene Ontology annotation, cellular component: fungal-type cell wall. The transcript has 3 exons. Gene Ontology annotation, biological process: carbohydrate metabolic process; fungal-type cell wall organization.
CGUUAGCUGCCUCGUCCUGACCCCGGGAGUCGUUAAUUUGUUGUUCUUCUCAUACCGGCCUGUAAUUCUGUGCUAUACUGACGCUCGUUAUUGUUGUUAUCCACUCUCGUUUCUCUCGUUCGCUUGUUCUCUUCUUUCUCUCGUUCACUAACCCUAUCCUUGUCGGGUUGUAUAUUCGAUUCCCGAGCAAUGGUUCGCCUCGUCUCCAUUGCCAUCGCAGCUCUGUCUGCUUCAUUUGUCGCUGCCGACUCUGCGCCCCAAUGUGGCAGCGGCACAAAAUGCCCGGCCGACACGCCUUGCUGUUCUCAGUACGGUGAAUGCGGUACCGGUGCCUACUGCCUCGGCGGUUGCGACCCCAUCAACUCCAACAGCUUGGACUCUUGCACCCCCGAGCCGGUCUGCAAGAGCCAGACGUUCGCCAGCUGGGAUAAUCUGGACGAUACUGCGUCCAACGACAAGUAUCUGGGCAAUGCCACCGCUACCGACUGGGUGUAUAGCGGCAAGCCUCUCGUUAACAAUGGCGAGCUGCUCCUGACCAUGGCCAAGGGCUCUGUCGGUACCCUGGUUGCCUACAACCACUAUAUCUGGUACGGAAAGGUGUCUGCCAGACUCAAGACCUCCCGCUCUGCAGGCGUUAUUACGGCCUUUAUUCUGUUGUCCGACGUGAAGGAUGAGAUCGAUUACGAGUUCGUCGGUACCGAGUUGACCACUGCCCAGACCAACUACUAUUUCCAGGGUAUUCUGGACUGGCACAACGGCAAGAACUCUACAGUCUCUGACUCGACCUUCGAUAACUACCAUACUUACGAGAUCGACUGGACCCCCGAUUCCAUCACCUGGUACAUCGAUGGCCAAUCCACGCGUGUCCUGAACAAGGCCGACACCUACAACGCUACCACUCGUCAAUUCAUGUACCCUCAAACCCCAGCCCGUCUGCAGCUGUCUCUGUGGCCCGGUGGUCUGGCGACCAACGCCCCCGGUACCAUUCAAUGGGCUGGUGGUGAAAUUAGCUGGGAUACCCCUGAUAUCAAGGACCCCGGCUACUACUACGCCACUUUCAGCUCGGUCAACAUCACUUGCUACGAUCCUCCUUCCGGUGCCAACAUCAAGGGCAAUCAAGCUUACAUCUACACUGACGCGGCUGGAACUAACAACACCGUCGAAAUUGUCAACAAAAACACUGUUCUUAGCUCCUUGGAGGGCACUGGCGUUAACAUGACUGCGGGUGCCUCUUCGUCCACCGCCAGCGGUACCAGCUCCAGCUCCAGCACCGGCAGCUCCUCAUCUACUUCUACAUCUUCUCCUAACACAGUCCCUGGUGAGGGCAACGGUGGAAGCGGCGGCCAACCCGGAGGCUCCUCAGGCAGUGGCACCAGCAGUGGCAGUGGCAGUGGUAGUGGCGGCAGCGGCUCUGGAACCUCGUCCGGGUCGUCCGCUACCUCUACUGGCUUCAGCCAGGGCGGCGACUCGGCCAAGACCGGCGCAGCCUCGGCCAACGAGCACAUGCUCCAGGGCUCAAUGUUUGCUGUUCUGGUGGCUGUUGUCGCUUUGAUUGCCAUGUAG